Molecule: messenger RNA, 629 nt
Organism: Harpia harpyja (harpy eagle)
Lineage: Eukaryota; Metazoa; Chordata; Aves; Accipitriformes; Accipitridae
Gene: FABP7
Product: fatty acid binding protein 7
Exons: 4
Coding region: 102-500 (132 amino acids)
Biological process (GO): fatty acid transport
Cellular component (GO): cytosol; nucleus
Molecular function (GO): fatty acid binding
Source: RefSeq, a predicted model, not a curated record
CCCCCUCCCUCCUCCGCCUCCCGAACCCCCCGCCGGGCUCCGGCUUUAAAUACGGGGCUGUAGCGGCGUUCCCCGGUAUCCCCCCCCUCUCCGCCGCCGCCAUGGUCGAAGCUUUCUGCGCUACCUGGAAGCUGGUGGACAGCCACAACUUCGACGAGUACAUGAAGGCGCUGGGAGUGGGGUUUGCAACACGGCAGGUGGGGAAUGUAACUAAACCCACUGUGAUUAUCAGCAGCGAGGGGGACAAGGUAGUGAUCAGGACUCAAAGCACUUUCAAAAACACAGAAAUCAGCUUUAAACUUGGAGAGGAAUUUGAUGAAACUACCCCUGAUGAUAGAAACUGCAAAUCAGUUGUGACCUUGGACGGAGACAAGCUAGUGCACGUACAGAAGUGGGAUGGCAAAGAGACAAACUUUGUGAGAGAAAUAAAGGAUGGCAAAAUGGUAAUGACUCUCACCUUUGGUGAUGUGGUUGCUGUUCGCCACUAUGAGAAAGCGUAGAGUUUACCUGACCUCUGUCCAGAUGUUACUUCUGCUGGAUGGAUUAAUGUACCGUCCACAACUGAACGUAGCUAAAAUGCACAUUUCUGGCAUGAAAGGUUAAUAAAGAGUUUUGGGGGGGUGUUUUUU